Molecule: messenger RNA, 1025 nt
Organism: Prosopis cineraria
Lineage: Eukaryota; Viridiplantae; Streptophyta; Magnoliopsida; Fabales; Fabaceae
Exons: 4
Coding region: 192-584 (130 amino acids)
Biological process (GO): late endosome to vacuole transport via multivesicular body sorting pathway; protein targeting to vacuole
Source: RefSeq, a predicted model, not a curated record
UCCGGACAUUAAAUGGAAUUGAAGUGUACCCGGGUUGGGAAGGAACCAACGUCAUUCGUAGAACUGUGGCUGCUGGAAGAUACGGCACUGCUUCGGAGCUUCAGCGCUUCAGCUAUGCACAAGCACUGGUGAAGUGAAUUGAGCAGAGUAUUAAAUUACGUAAAUUUAGUUACUAGAUCAACAUCUUCAUCAUGGACGUAGUGGAGUUAUGGGCGAUCUUUGGGCCUGGCGUCGCCGGGGCCGUCUUCGGCGCCGGCUGGUGGAUCUGGGUUGACGCCGUGGUCUGCAGCUCCGUCAAGGUUUCUUUCCUGCACUACCUUCCUGGAAUUUUUGCGUCUUUAGCGGCCCUGAUGUUCAAUUGCGUCAGGAAAGAAGACAUUGAUUACUCUCCCUAUGACGAAGGAGAGUGGAGGUUGAAGCUGUGGCUCUUCUUUGCAUAUGUUAUAUCUUUUGUUUCUUUAGCUGCAUCAGUCGGUCUACUCAUUCAAGACUCAAUUGAUAAAUCUGCCCCUUCAGUGUGGACGGGAGCUGCAGGUGUUUUGCAGUGUGUGCUUGUCUUAAUCAGACCAUUGCGUGGCUGUUAACCUGUUGCUUGAAUUGCCGGUUAACUCAAACUUUUGGAUGCAGUGGGCUAAUUUAUUGGACUUCUCAUCCCGAAUGAGGCGAACCGAGCUAUUAUUUAGAGCGUCAUCAUUGUAAAAGGAUAUUCACCGUGCCUUGUCCUUCUUUAAAGGGACGGGGGAUACCGGCUCUCGUGGAUCAGUAAAUGCAAAUUGUGCUUAUUCUUGACUCUUGACUGCAUCGGGGUGUGUUCAUCUUGCUUGUUAUACAAGGUUAACGAAAGAUUCGACCAGUUCCUCUCAGUCGGGUAUUGAAUAGUCGAGAUGUUACUUUAAAAAAAAAAAAAAUUGAACUCGUGGCACGCUCGAGUUUUAAAUUUUAUCCCCCUUUUCAAUCAAGUUGUAGGUAUUUAUUCUAUCAGAAGACAGCAAAGUUUGCUUUAGAAUUAAUUUAUAUUAGGUUAA